AUGAGCUCUACAUUUCUACUCGAUGACACUAUUCAACUUCAGCUCUCUCGUGCUGAGUAUUUUGAAUUGACUAUCAUGAUAAUCGUUGCUGAGCAACGAUUCCAUAACCAACGAGUGAGCAGAACCGAUCAUCAGGCAAAGACGAGAGACCUUGGUUUAAAAAAGACUAAGGAUGUAGUGAGGAUUGAUCAGCACGCGAGUGAAAAGGUUGGCUAA
Messenger RNA from Strongylus vulgaris, 216 nucleotides. NCBI's taxonomy places the organism in Eukaryota, Metazoa, Nematoda, Chromadorea, Rhabditida, Strongylidae. The record is from the annotation of a GenBank genome assembly.